Molecule: messenger RNA, 1983 nt
Organism: Symbiodinium sp. CCMP2592
Lineage: Eukaryota; Dinophyceae; Suessiales; Symbiodiniaceae
Source: the annotation of a GenBank genome assembly
AUGUCAUGGCCAGAGCUGCAAGGGCAGGAGCUUGCACUCCUUAAAGGGGCAUUCGCGAACCCCAGGCAAUUGCAGGCAGCUUUCGAUAGUCGUGAGGAGGCGGCUGAACUAAUCGAAGUGUUCUUGCCAGGCAUCAACCGAGAUGGGAAAUAUCAGAGAGCAGACGUUCUUGUGGCAUGGGCACAGGAAAAUGAAUCAGUGAUGAAGCGACAGCGAAGAGAGUCGUUGCAGGGCAUGUGGGAGGUAUUACCCCAGCAGCGUGUGGUGCCGAAGCUGACGGACACCUUCGAUGAGCUGGCAAGGAGCAACCCGCUUGUCCUGCUACCGGCACUGCAGCGGAAGAGGCGCUUGCUUAGAGAAAAUACCGACGCUACACAGCGAGCAAAGGAGGAGCAGCUGGCGAAGAAGAAGUAUGCCUUACAACUGGCUGAGAUACUUAAGCAGGCGAAGUUGCCAUUGGUGCAACAGCUGGAGGGAGUGGACCGGCCCGAAGAAGUUUGGCCGCGGAUAUUUGGAACCCGCAGGAGCAAGACGCUGCGAAACCGCUUAAAGGCCUGGGAACCCUUCAGGACAUGGCUGCAGUGUGUCCAUGAAGUGCAGUGGCCAACUAGCGUGCGGCAGCUGAUUGAUUAUAGCAAUGAGAAAUAUCAAAGCGAGUGUGGCAAGACAGUGCUGAACAGUUUCCAGGCGUCGCUGGCCGUCCUGGAGCAAGUGGGAAAGGUCGCAGAGACACAGCGGCUGUCGAGUGAUACAACUUGGAUGGCACACUUGAAGUCGUUAACGGCAGACUUGGUGGGUGCGCAAGCACCUGUACAGCAAGCACCCAUGAUGACGGUGGCGAUGAUCAUAUCACUUGAACUGCACAUUGCAAGAGAGGAUGAACCAGAGUAUGUACGGGCAAUGGCAUUCGUGGCGCUGCUGGCUGUGUAUGGUUCAAUGCGAAUGGACGACUUGCAAGGGAUGCUGCCGGCCACCAUGCGGCUUACAGCACAGGGCUUCAAGGCCACUCUGGGACGCACCAAGACGACGGGCGCAGACCGUCGCAACAAGGAGGUCUCGGUCUUCAUACACAGGCAGGCAGGAUUGUCCGGGUUUGAUUGGCUGGGUGAGGGCUUUGCGCUUUGGAAGAAGUAUACUCAGCCGAGAGACUUCCUUGUCAUGAUUGCCAGGGACGAUUGGAAAGGGCCAACUAAGCACUUUGCUAAGAGCGAGGUAGUUGCAGGCUAUGUGCGUGAGGUCUUCAAGAGGCUAGCAACGCCGAAGUUUGAGGAUGGGGCCUAUCGCCUCAACUUGCAGAGGUACCUCUUGGUGGAAGGGGCCCAAGGCUUCUUCACGGGGCAUAGCCCACGCAAUUGGCUUACUUCAGCAGCCGCGGUGUUGGGAUGGUCUAAGGAUCAGAGGGAUUUCUUGGGUCGUUGGAUGAUCGGUGGUUCGGGUUCUGCCGACUACACGCGCACUGCAAGGGAGGUUGUGCAUCGCAUACAGAUUGGAGUCUGCGAAGCAAUUGUCACCGGCAAGGGUGGCGAGUAUCAAGAGAGUGAAGCCCUCGAAGAGCUAAAAGCCUUUGUGGACGAACGUGGAGGUUCAGGUGCAUUGGCAAGGCGGCGGCAUGAUCUACUUAGGACUGUGGAAGGCGUACGCUGCUUGGGCAACAAGUGGCCUGCCAUUGAACAGGACGAUGCAGAUGCCAGCGAAGAGGAGAAGGCACCGGAAGCGAUGAACGUUGAGGGUAGUGCCACAAAGUACUUCAUUAGCAUCAGUCGUAAGACGGGCCAUCGCAGGCUGCACUUGAAUGGGCCGUGCCAUGUUAAGCCACAUCAUUGCAAUAGGGUCGAGUUUGUCGAGCGUGUCGCAUUGGAUCAGAUCGACAGCAUUUGUCGUGAUUGCAAGCAUCGUAUGAGGGAAGAUCAAGGUGCCGAGGACGAUCAGGACACAAGUAGCGAGAGUGGGUCCACAAGUGACUCGAGCAGCGAAGAGGGGUGA